AUGCUUCUUCAGCGCGCAAUCACACUCGCAGCCAUUGGCAUCCUUGCAUUCACUGGCAACCAUAACACCGCCCAUGCCGAACCUCUUGCUAUCGUUCACGGCACUUCUGGUUCUGAUGCAAUCAAGAUUUCAGCUAGCUAUCUCGCUGCAUUUGACAACGACAACGACCCUGAGCCUUCCUUUGAGCUUGUUGAUACUCCCAAUGACGUUUCUUCCAAGUUGAUCUCGCUCAAGAAGCGUGGUAGCGGCUGUGCUGAUUACUAUACCGUCAAGAGCGGUGAUACUUGUGACAAGAUUGCCAAGAAGCACGGCAUUUCAACCAAGGAAUUCAUGGGUCUCAACUCGCAAAUCAACAGCAAGUGCACCAACUUGCACGUCCACAAGAAGUACUGCGUUGAAGAAGGUUCCUCUUCUUCCUCGUCUUCUUCGGGUGAUUCUGGAUCCUCAUCAUCUGGUGGCUGCUCAAAGAAGCAUAAAGUGACCAACUCUGAUACUUGCAUUUCGGUUGCCAAAAAGUACGGUCUCUCGCUUAACGAGUUUUACAACCUCAACAGCCAAGUUCAUCGUGGCUCUUGCGACAACCUUGAUACCGGCAAGUACUAUUGCGUUGCUUCAGGUGGUUCCAGCAGCAAGUCCUCCGACAAGUCUUCCUCCAAGGAGACUUCCAAGAAGGAUGACAAGAAGAAAGAUGAUGAUGUUAGCCACAAGGUGACCAGCAUGGCUUCCAAGACCAAGAAGAAAUCAUCCAAGUCUUCCUCCAGCAAGUCCGAAAAGCGCAAAAAGCUUCAAUCCAAGGCCGCUUUCACUUACUACUGGAUCGCCCAACAAAGUGACUACAAGGGUGGCUCCAAGGUCCCUAUCAAGACUUGUGGUGGCAAGACCAUUGCCAAGGUCAAUGAAAACUAUGCUGAUGCUCUCGUCAUGGAAGGCACUGGUGUCGUUGGCAACAAGAUUGUCAACCUUGGUGGCUGCUCCUGCAACAACUACAAGUGCUUUGAAGAAAUCAACCGCUCUGAGGAACCCUAUGGCAUCACUGCUUAUGGUUCUCCCCUUCGUCCUUAUGUCACCAUUGCUGCUAAUGAUCUUCCCAAGGGUAAGAAGAUCUAUGUGCCUGAAAUCGAUGGCUGGUCUGUGCCUGGCUCUAGCAAGAAGCACAAUGGCUGCUUGUUGGUCGAUGAUCAAAGCUGGAGUUUCAGCUCUCACCACAUUGACUUUUAUGUGUACGAGCAAGACUACUACCAAAAGUUGGAUAAGCAGCAUAGAACCACCAAGGUCGACAUUUACGAUGGUGGCAACUGCAAGCUCCUCAACUACCUCUAA
Molecule: messenger RNA, 1320 nt
Organism: Lichtheimia ornata
Lineage: Eukaryota; Fungi; Mucoromycota; Mucoromycetes; Mucorales; Lichtheimiaceae
Exons: 4
Coding region: 1-1320 (439 amino acids)
Source: RefSeq, a predicted model, not a curated record